This is a messenger RNA of Bombus huntii, 2837 nucleotides long. It is a transcript of the gene Ets97D, whose product is annotated as DNA-binding protein Ets97D. The coding region runs from base 795 to 2042 and encodes 415 amino acids. Gene Ontology annotation, cellular component: nucleus. Gene Ontology annotation, molecular function: DNA-binding transcription factor activity, RNA polymerase II-specific; sequence-specific DNA binding. The transcript has 7 exons. Gene Ontology annotation, biological process: cell differentiation; regulation of transcription by RNA polymerase II. The record is from RefSeq and is a predicted model, not a curated record. NCBI's taxonomy places the organism in Eukaryota, Metazoa, Arthropoda, Insecta, Hymenoptera, Apidae.
UUUCGAUCACAUCAGGGUUAUCAAUUUGUGCAUCUCGACAGUUAAUUCUAACAAUUUAAUAAUUCUUAUAACACAAUAAAACUUUAUUUUAUCACGAAAAGCUUGACUUAUUUAUUUAAAACUUUAACACUAAACUGAACUUUAAAAUAGAUUCCAAUCAAAUUUCACUAUGUAUUUGACAUGUCUGGAUACUUUAAAUUCUCGUCUCUAACUAAUUAUUUACAAACAGGAUUACGUUGCUAAAAAAAUAGAAUAAUUGAAAUAUAUGUACAGUAUGAUAAAAUAAUAGGUAGUAAAGUAUAAAUAUUACAAAGUAUUAUCAUUGAUAGUUUUGAUAACUCAGUUUUCUUCUUCGGUUGAUAAAGUUGGGAGCUUCUUUAACUUGAAAUUAGUACGGUCAAAGAGAAAAUUUUCUCUGGUGUUCUUCCUGAAAUUGGCGUAGAGUAACUCUGAAGUCCGCUACAGUACUUUACUGCAGCGCAAUCUAUAGGAAAAUUGCUUCUAAAUUUGAGUGGACGCUGAAGUAAUUCGUAGUUUAUGAUCAUACACCUGUUACAAAAUGUCUGUAACCUUGUAAGAGAAAUCAUCAUUAUUUUGUAAAGAUAAAAAUUAUCUAAUAUUUAUCUAACGGAGUUUCAACAGCUUUGUUUCGUUGUGAUGGAUCUGGAAAGCAGACAUAAAAGUUCUGAUAAGAGUUUCUUUUUGUAACAAUCUGAUUGUAAUUAAAAUAAAAGCAAAUUGUUUCAAAAACGUCAGUAUGAAUUUUCGACACAGAUGACGAUUCUGAUUAUGCUAUGAUAAAACGAAUUAAAAUGGAACCAGAAGCUAUAUUGUCACAGGAAGAUGAUAUAAUGGCUCAGUUACAACAAGAAAGUUCUGAUUUAGAAGUGGAACCAAGCUUUGCGUUGGAAGGCUCUGCAAAUGGAGAGGAUUGCAAUGAAGGUGUUCUAAUGCAACAUAUGGAUAUCAGAGAGCCUCUCUCUACCUUGAGAAAUUUAUUAGAACAAAGACUUGGAGUAGAGUUAACAGAUUAUUCUUUUUGGCUCCAAGAUGCACAAAUGCUAGAAAGCCAUAAGAACUUGGUUGAUCAGUGCGUGCAAGGAGAGGGAUUGGUUCAAGUAAAUGUUCAGAUAAAAGCAACACAAAGGAGAAUAAAUAUAGUGGAUGUUUUGAAACCUGCAGAGGAUUACAUAGAACUAGCAGAAAACAAUGCAUCCACACCAGUAAAUGAAGAUAGCAAACGAAAUGUUAUAAGAUGGAUGGUUGACCCACAAUACAAAAAAGAACAGGAACGGUUAAAAAUUCCAGCUGAUCCAAAAGAAUGGACACAGACACAUGUCAAGCACUGGCUUCAAUGGGCAGUUAGGCAAUUUAAUUUGGCCUCAGUGAGAUUAGCAGAUUGGAACAUCACAGGUCAACAAUUGUAUAAUCUCACCCUGGAAGAAUUCCAAGCUAAAGUGCCUCUUGACCCAGGGGAAGUAUUCUGGACUCAUUUAGAAUUACUUCGAAAGUGCAAAUUUGUUGCUGUCGUUCAGAAGGAUCCACCAUCGUCACCCACGGAAAAUAAUGUGGAUAAAACCAUAAAAAUUCGCAACCAAAAGGCAACAAAACCGCGACCAGUAGUAAAUCAACAAGCGCGAGUAGUUAGCGUUCCUUUAGAAAACAUCGAUUCCACACCAAUCACUAUAGCGACAUCGAGUCGUUCGGUUAACAGUGGUCAAAUACAAUUAUGGCAGUUCUUGUUGGAGUUGUUAACAGAUCGCGAGCACAGAGGUGCUAUUCAAUGGGUCGGGACUGAGGGGGAGUUCAAGUUAAAUCAACCGGAAGCGGUAGCGCAACUUUGGGGAGCGCGUAAAAACAAACCAUCAAUGAAUUACGAAAAAUUGAGUCGUGCGUUGCGUUACUAUUACGAUGGAGAUAUGAUUUCAAAGGUGCACGGGAAACGAUUCGUAUAUAAGUUUGUAUGCGAUUUGAAGCAGGUUUUAGGUUAUUCGGCAGCGGAGUUAAGUAGGUUGGUGGAAGAGGGCACAAGAUAUUUCUGAUGACAUAUUUUUUUUUAUAAUCACAACAAUUUUUAUCAUCGUACUGCGGACGUCGUUUGUAUGAAUAAUUGUACAUAUGGAAAAUAGAAGAUGGAGAAUAGAUUAUUGUUCAGACAAUCUAAUGUACAUUGAAAUACAGAGAGAUCAACACAUAAAUUGAUGUUUAUUUUUCUUUUUAUCUUAAUUAAAUACACCCAUACUUUAAAACCGCGUUCGUGAUAUUUAAUUAUCACGAUUUACUUAAUUAUAUUUACUAAGAGAAGUACUAGAAAUUACAAUCCGGUACGUAACUCCUAUAUGUAGAAUACUUAAGAUCCGGAAAUCUGAAAUGCAUCUAAACAUUUUACCUUUAACGUGAAUAUAUAACCGUAUUUUUAGAGAUAGUUCCUUCUUUUGUUACAAGAUAUUCUGAUACUAUACCGAAAUUAUAAUGUUAAAGCAUUAUAUAUUCACAGGGUAUCUCCAGUAUGUUUUUAAGAUGCACCAUGUAAUAGUGGAUUAUAGAUCUAUAGAAUGUCGAGUCUCUUUAACUUCCCUGCUUACAGAGCGUCGACGUUUCCGGCCGUUUUCUAUCUCUGAUGACUAGGACUGACUUUUGAUCGGCAAAAGGCAGCACUCAUCGCCAAUACCAGAGAAUCUAGCCUGUGAGAUAUCGGUCGCGACGUCACAAGUUAGGGUCUCAGGGGACCGGCGACGCGGCAGGCUUUACAAUCAGCCCGCCCGCCAUUGCCCUUUUUCUCAUUUCAUCUUUUCUCCCUCUUUUAUUCGUUAUUAAUCGUACACAUAUCCACGCAU